GCGCCCAGCCCAGGCUGUGCUUCCCCGGCCAGGCACUGCACGGCGGGCCGGCCGCCAGCAUGCAGGCCCCGCACAAGGAGCACCUGUACAAACUGCUGGUGAUCGGCGACCUCGGCGUGGGCAAGACCAGCAUCAUCAAGCGCUACGUGCACCAGAACUUUUCCUCGCAUUACCGAGCCACCAUAGGCGUGGACUUCGCGCUUAAAGUGCUUCACUGGGACCCGGAGACAGUAGUGCGCCUGCAGCUCUGGGACAUCGCAGGUCAAGAGAGAUUUGGAAACAUGACAAGAGUCUACUACCGAGAAGCUAUGGGUGCAUUUAUUGUCUUUGAUGUCACCAGACCAGCCACAUUUGAAGCAGUUGCAAAGUGGAAAAAUGAUUUGGACUCAAAGUUAACUCUCCCUAAUGGCAAACCAGUUUCUGUGGUUUUAUUGGCCAACAAAUGUGACCAGGGGAAGGAUGUGCUCAUGAACAAUGGCCUCAAGAUGGACCAGUUCUGCAAGGAGCAUGGUUUCGUAGGAUGGUUUGAAACAUCAGCAAAGGAAAAUAUAAACAUCGACGAAGCCUCCAGGUGCCUGGUGAAGCACAUACUUGCCAAUGAGUGUGAUCUAAUGGAGUCCAUAGAGCCGGACCUGGUGAAGCCCCAUCUCACUUCACCCAAGGCUGUCAGCUGCUCCAGCUGUGCCAAGUCCUAGUAGGCUCCUCUGCUGGCCUGUGAUGAAGAUAACCCUAUGAUCCCAUGAAUUGUGCCUCAAUUUUUACCAUUUUGGGUAAAUGUCAGGAUAGGGAAACAUAUGUGGCAAGCCAAAGAUCUCUGCCUGUAUCUUUUCUGUAAAAGAGAAAUAAUAAAUAUUUGUUUUAUGUUUGUUCGCCACCAUCAGCACAGUGUUUACAAGCUUUUUAAAUAUUUAGUCUGUUACAAAAUUGUGUUGAAUAGCUGAGCAAAAUGUUGCAGGGUCAGAAUCAGCCCUGGUAUUUGCUCCUUUAAAUCAGCAAAGGCCUCAGGACUUAAAGAGAAGGGGAUAAGAGCAAACUAGCUGUCAAGUUAAGCAUUGGUGUUUGCUUGCCCUGGUGUGUCUUUGUUCAGACUUCAAUACAUUCUGUGAUGGUCUGACAGGCCUAUUAAAUAGAAAUGGCAUUUUCUCCAGAGAUGACCUCCAUUCUUGGCAGACCUGGGAGUUGUCUAUGAUUUAGCUCUUCAGAGUCAUGUACACAGGCUUCCUGUGCUUUUGUUGUCUGCAUUGUCAUUUGCCGUGCCCUGGAUGUUGGUUUAACUGAAAACUUUAUGAAAAGACCUGCACUCUCUAUGUGCCUUUCUGUUAGCUUUCUCUGAAUCUGUGGGACUCUUCUGUACAUGUAAUAUAUAUAUAUUAUAUAUAUAUUUUUCAGAAGCAAAAAAUAAAACAUAAAAGAUGCUGUUUCCCUAUUUUUGGAAAGUGCUUUAAGUUUCUUAGUAUUGUGAACCCCCCACCCCCACCCUUUGGCAGUGAAACCAUGCUUCUCAAGAUGCAUUUCUAAAUUUUGUUUCAGAAAAGACAUGAGAAAUUGGUAUGAGUCUAUUCUAUUUACAUCUGCUAUUCAUAUCAGUAUUUAGGCCAAGAAAAUAAGUAGUAUGUAUACAUGUUUGGUUAAUCACAGAAAUAUAUCCUCAAUUAUCAAGAAGGUGUCAGACCAAUCAAUGUAAAAAGAAACAACUGAAACACUUAUGGUGUUGUCUUGCUUAUCACAAGGCUGUGGUGCUGAUAUUCUGCAAGUAGCUUGUAUUGUUUUCCUCUAAUAAUCAUAUCAGUGGAAUACACUCACAGCAGCCUUGUCUUUUGUAACAGAUAUUUUUCCUUACAUAUUCUUGACACUCACUGUUUCUAUAAGUACCAGCAACAUAGCUUCCUAUGUAAGUCUAUAUAAGCCCCCUAUUUGGACAUUCUCUGGCUCCUGGAGCAGCCAGUCUGCAAGUUAGGCCAGGAGUGCCAUGGAGUCAAUGUCUCCAGGAACAAAUCUCAGCCAAUGAUAGCAGAUGCUGGAAGAUAAAUACUCAGGGUUCCUUAUUGCUCAAAUUGAGCAAUUCUGAGGCAUGCUCUGUGGACUCUUAGAGGUCUUCAGUGGAAUUAAGUCCCUGGUUCCCACAAGGGUAAUCUUUCCACAUGUCUCACCCUUAAAUUUGCUUUCCAUCCUUUUAUCCCUUAUCUCCUUACUCUUUUACCUUGAUUCAUUUUCCAAAUAAAUGGCAUUAAGUCAAA
Molecule: messenger RNA, 2237 nt
Organism: Ictidomys tridecemlineatus (thirteen-lined ground squirrel)
Lineage: Eukaryota; Metazoa; Chordata; Mammalia; Rodentia; Sciuridae
Gene: Rab38
Product: RAB38, member RAS oncogene family
Biological process (GO): phagosome-lysosome fusion; endosome to lysosome transport
Cellular component (GO): trans-Golgi network; lysosome; Golgi apparatus
Molecular function (GO): GTP binding; GTPase activity
Source: RefSeq, a predicted model, not a curated record